Messenger RNA from Dromiciops gliroides (monito del monte), 1264 nucleotides. It is a transcript of the gene PPP1R27, whose product is annotated as protein phosphatase 1 regulatory subunit 27. The record is from RefSeq and is a predicted model, not a curated record. Gene Ontology annotation, molecular function: phosphatase binding. Lineage: Eukaryota; Metazoa; Chordata; Mammalia; Microbiotheria; Microbiotheriidae. Bases 188 to 652 code for a protein of 154 amino acids. The transcript has 3 exons.
AGGAACAUUAGUGUAACUGCUGCUGCUAUCAUCAGUACCAUCCUUGUAUUAUCGGAACUUCUCUUAAAGACCAAAGCUCUGUCUGUGCUUUGCACAUUCUUUAGCUUGUACUUACCACUUCCCUAGACCCUCCAAGUCUUUUAGAGGCACUUGGGGAAGAGUUUGCUCUCUCCCACCAACUGCUAGGAUGCGUUACUCAGUGCCAACCACCCCUGCCCACCGUAGUCGCUAUAAUCAGCGGCGUCUACACGCGGAACGCUGUGUCAGAUUUCCCAAUGAUGUCCUGUUUUUGGAUCACAUCCGACAGGGUGACCUGCGGCAGGUAGGGCGCUUCAUCCGGACUCGAAAAGUCACCCUGGACACCAUCUAUCCCUCAGGUCUGGCUGCCCUGCAUGAAGCAGUACUUUCUGGAAACCUGGACUGUGUGAAGUUGCUCGUCAAGUAUGGGGCUGACAUCCACCAGCGAGAUGAAACAGGAUGGACUGCAUUGCACAUGGCCUGCAGUGAUGGCUACCCAGACAUUGCCAGAUACCUCAUCUCCCUGGGGGCUGACAUAGACGUCGCCAAUGACGACGGUGACUUGCCCUCCGACCUCAUCGACCCCGACUACACGGAUCUGGUGGAGCUAUUCAAAGGGGCCACGAUGGACUGACUGACCAUCCAUCCUCUUGGGGCCCACAUCCCUAUGCAGAGCCCUCAUUGUUCCCCCUCCUCCCCACCUUCUCCUCUCCUCCUGGAGACCCUGAACUUGCUGCGGGGGGUUGGCGGGGAGGAGCUGGAGCUGGAGUUGUGAAGUGUGUUGGGAAGUUAAGCUAUUGAUUAAGCUCUUAAUGGGUGCCUCUUCCCCAAGUACCGCCCCUCCCAGGUCAGCCUGGCCGGAGGGCCCCCCGCACGCACGGAGGGGUGAACUCGAUUAUUCGGCUGCGGGUAACCCCACCCCAGCCCCCUGCCCCGGGCUUGGGCGUCCUGCCCGCGCGCCUCGGCCCUGGCGGGAGGGACCCCCGACGGGGAGGCCAAUGUCUUGGAGGUUCCGGGCUCCACAGUGGUUGGGAGUGGGGUGGGUGUGGGCAUGGGGGCUGUGCUCGCAGAUUCCUGCUCCGCCCGGACCUGGGGAAGAGGGCUGUGGAUUCCCCUCGGCCCCUCCCCGCCCCGGGUCCCGCUUUUCUCUGCUGCCCGGCCGGGAGCUUGGCUUUUGUAAAGGACAUUUUCGUGUUUUGGUUUUUUUUAAUCGUUGAACACUUUUUACUUUUUCAAUAAAUGUGAU